AUAUGCUGGCAAAGGGAAGAAUCCUGGUGGAUCAAAGGGUUGGCAAUGCAAGCACUGCAAAAAGAAGUUCAGCAGCAGCUCGACAAGAAUUCAAAUGCAUUUUUUCGGUGCUGGACCUGGUAAGAAGGCACAGAUUAGUCGUUGUACGGCACUACAAAGUAAUCGCGCCAAGUAUAAAGAACUGUAUGAGAAGAUUCAGAAAUUACGAGGUUCCUCUAAACCAGCGGCCACCCAAAGGCACAAUCCAGUGGCAGAUGCUUUUGGUAUGAUAGAAAGGGAUGCCGUUGACAUGGCAAUAAUGCAGUGCUUGUGCGCUAAUGGAAUUCCCUUUAAUGUGUUGAGAAGUCCUCAGUGGUCUGAAAUGGUAGCAGCCAUAAACAAAGGACCGAAGGGAGACAAAUCACCUUCCAGUGAGAAGGCAAGAACCUCCCUUCUAGAUGCAUGCAAGAGAAAUGUUGAGCAAGACUUGGGCGCACUUAAAAACACAUGGCACACACAUGGUGUUUCCAUUGUUUCUGAUGGGUGGACAAACAUGAAGAACAAGCCAUUAAUCAAUGUAAUUGCAUCAAAUAGCCGUGGUUCAAUGUUUUUGUAUGCAGAUGAUUUUUCUGGAAUUGAGAAAACUGGUGAAGCAAUAGCAGAUUAUUUGCUUAAGGCGAUCGAAGAUAUUGGAGCCUCGAUGGUUAUGCAAGUUGUGACUGAUAAUGCAUCAAAUUGCAAGGCAGCUGGACGGGAAAUUGAAAAAGUGCACAAACACAUUUUUUGGUCACCUUGCGUAGUGCAUACUCUGAAUCUGAUAUUUAAGGAUUUAGCCAAAGCACUUCCUUGGAUAUAGGAGACAUACAGUACUGGUAAAGCUCUAGUCACAUUCAUUCUGAAUCACCAACAUGGCCUAGCAAUUUUCAGAGCUAAUUCAAAACUAGAUCUCUUGAGGGUGGCAAAGACACGAUUCGCGUCCCAUUAUAUUUUGCUAAAGAGGCUGAGUGACUGCCGUGAAGCACUUGCUACCACGGUGGUUACAAAGCAAUGGAAGGACUGGAUGAAACACAAUGGGAGUGAUAAAUAUGCAAAGAUUGCAGUUGACACUAUCAACAGUGAAGAGUUUUGGACAGAGGUUGAAAGCAUUCUUGCUCUCACAAAGCCCUUGUUCCUGAUGGUAAAAUUUAGUGAUGGAGAAGGCCCAAAGAUGGGUGAAGUAUAUGAAAAAAUGGACACCAUGCUGGGAGAGAUAAAAGAUGUGAUGACCAAGUUGGACUACCCUCACAGGCUUGAUUUUCCCACGGUAGAAAACAUUAUCCUUAGUCGGUGGGAGAAAAUGAAUAUCCCUCUGCAUUGUUUGGCCUUUGCACUAUGCCCAGAGUAUUAUGAUAUUGAGUACUUGAAAAAACCCGCUCCUGGAGGUGAGCCCAGAAAGGCUCCAAAUCAAGACAAGGAGGUCAUGCGUGGGGUGCUGGAAGCUUUCCGCAGAAUAGCAGAUACUGAUGCUGAACGAAAGAAUUACCUAGAAGAGUUUACUGCAUUUCACAUGAAGAAAGGGAUGUUUUCAUUCACGUCUAUUCAAAAUGAUGCAAGCACAAUGAAACCCAUUGACUGGUGGUCCAACUACGGCUCAGAGACUCCAAAUCUGUCAGAACUUGCUUUGAGGGUUUUGUCUCAGCCAAUCAGUAGCUCCUCAGCUGAGAGAAACUGGAGUACGUAUUCGUACAUCCACAAUGUGAAAAGGAAUAGGCUUAAUUCUAAAACAGCAGACAAGCUGGUCUACGUUCACUCCAAUAUUCGCCUCUUGUCAAGGUUUUCAGAAGACUACAAAGCAGGCCCUAACAGCAAGUGGGAUGCAAUUCCAGAAGAUACUUCUUUGGAGGAAUCAAGAGUUAAGCUGGAGCAGUUGCGCUGGACGAAUUUGGAGGAUGAUGCCGAGGUUGAUCUUGAUCCUCCAAAUGACAAGCCGGGCCUCUCAUCAUCAAAGAAAAGGAAGGCUAGAAAUAAUAACUGAGUUCACACAUCAGCAGAAGCGCAGGAGGCAAGGAUGCAGGAGUGCUGUAGCUGUAGAAGGCUAGAAGCAGGAGCGUGGAACAGCAAGAGCGUCGCUGCCAUCCGUCGUCAGUCGUCCUCCCGCUUCUAUAUUCAAUAAAAUAAAUUUAGAUUGUGAAGAGAGUAUCAGACUAUUUGUUGGUUUCGAAUUUUUCUUAAUUGGAUUGUGUGAUGUGUGAUUUAUCUUUUAUAUUAUAUAAUUGAAUUCCUAUCGAUCCAAAAUACAUUGGAUCACGACCCUA
Molecule: messenger RNA, 2273 nt
Organism: Panicum virgatum (switchgrass)
Lineage: Eukaryota; Viridiplantae; Streptophyta; Magnoliopsida; Poales; Poaceae
Exons: 5
Coding region: 95-835 (246 amino acids)
Source: RefSeq, a predicted model, not a curated record